Lymnaea stagnalis (great pond snail) is the source of this 6466-nucleotide messenger RNA. The record is from the annotation of a GenBank genome assembly. NCBI's taxonomy places the organism in Eukaryota, Metazoa, Mollusca, Gastropoda, Lymnaeidae.
AAGGACUUCAGCCCUAAAGAUUAACUCUCAUUCUUUUUUUUUUUCCCAUGACCAUGAAGCUUAUUAACAGUUAUGAAAAAUAUUAAUAUUUAAAACUAAGAAAGAUUAAAGAACAAUUUUUUGAAGUAAAAUUUUAAAAUAAUUUUAAAAAGAUAUAUCAAUUUGUAUGUUUAUUUCUAAAUGAAAAGGCGUGAAAAAACAUCCACUCAAUUCCACUCCAACAUUUUUUAUUGAACACUAAACAAUACCAUUUCCGCUUCCUUUUUAAAAAAAAUAGCAAAGAGUAAAGGUAUAAUUGUUUGUAUUUUGUUGUGGAAUCGUUUCAAAUCUUAAAUAAUAUUCAGUUUUGGAUUCAUAAUUGUUUAAAAUUAUCACCGUAUGUUCUUUAUUUAAUGAUUGAAUAAAUAAUUUAUUUAAGUUGGCAUUGGUAACUACAGAAAAGCACUUUUUUAUUUUUUUGCAAUGAUUGCUUACCAUUUUACCCUAAACAUCACAAUUAAAUGUAAUAAAAUUUAAGAAAUGCUUAUUACUUACUUAUGAAACGUCUUGGUGUAAUUGCAGAUGGUUCAGCGUCUCACUUUCAGGCGCCGCCUGUCCUACAACACUAAUUCCAACCGCAGAAAGGUGUAAGUAAAACCUAUCUUUAUGCAUGAUUAUGUUACUCAUUGGUAUUGAGUCAAUUACCUGGCUGUACUGAAGUAGUAGCCUUGCUUCAAAUGAUUAAAACGAAAAUAGGUUUAGUCUUUAUUAUUUUGUACUCCUAAUUGGCCUAUUUCACAUAUCUCAAGAUAGGGUGUCUACAUGUCCGGCUCGCCGGACGUCUAUCUCCCGCACUAUUUGUCCGGCGACCAAGUCACAUGACCGCCGUAACAAAGUGGCGAGAGAUAUCUUGUCGGUCAGCCUUGUUAAGUGACUGCGAAUGAUUCAAAACUAUUGUUAAUUUUAAAAUCUAUGUCUCUACCAAGUAAUGUACUUAGUAUCUUGAAUGCAAAUAAUAGAAAAAAAUUAAGUGAAAGUGGCUUGUAAACAUUUUUGUUUAGUUAUUUGAGUUUGUGCACCAGUAAUUGUAAUCCAUAAAAUAAAUUAGGGGCCAGUGUGGAGUACCAACCAAUAAAAGUAAAAGAUUUCAUUUUAAAUUGUUAGAAAAAUAUUUAAAAACUUCUCAUGAAACUACUGUUGCUGAUGAACAUGAUAAUAUAAAUAUAGUAUAAAAUAUUGUACAUUAAAAUGGGAGAAAAAAAAUAUCCUAUCCCCGGUAUUGAUCAUCAUAUCAUAUUAUCAUCACGUCAAGCGACCACUCUACCACUAGACCACACAAUAUCUACCAAACUGUACUUCCUUUGGAAUUAUAAAAACUACUAGCCGUCCGGCGGUCACGUGACAUACCGCCGGACGUAUAUUUUGCGCACUAUUUGUCCGGCGCGCCGGACGCGUAGACACUUGGUUGUUUUAAUUCAUUGACUGUGGGAGGCUAGUUGUGCCUAACAAAAAAUGUCUUCCUAUAUUUAUUUCACUUUGGUGUGGCUGCUUCCUAUUAAAAAACCACCCUUUCCCUACUCAUAAUGUUUUAUAUUAAUAGUAUUGAGUGAGGAAACAAAAAAAAGCUGCAGAGUAGUGAGCCCAGGUAAGAAGAUUAGGCCUAUCGUCAUUAAGUCCUGUAGGGAUUGUGUGUAAGGCCAUUGUUUAAAGGCUUGCAUAUAUAAUGAAAUGAAAUUAUUUUUUUUUUGCACUGCUUUGACCAACUGGGUAUUUUCUCUAUACUUAGACCCGGUGUAAAAAAAACUAACCCCUGGGUUAGCCUUAGUAUUAAAUACGAAGUGUCUACAUGUCCGGAGACUGGGUGAAUAAGUUCCAGAGAUAUUCGUCUGGUGACUAAGUCACAUGACCGCCAUAACAAAGUUGCGUGAAAAAUUUGUCCGUCAGCCUUGGCACGUGACAGCUAAUAGCUUAUCAGGAAAAUGGCGUUAUGGCAUGGAUGCAUGUGGGUGGUGAGUUUACUUCAUUUCAACAAAUAAGUGGGGAGGGGCAAUCGAUACUAGGAGGAAGGUAUACUGAGAGAGGUGGGAUAAAAAUGAUACAGAGUGCAAUAAAUAAUUAAGACGAGGAGGUCGAAAGUUCACAAAGAAAUAGACCCUACAUAUUAAUAUUAAUAGCCAAAAAUUAAAAAAAAAAUUGACAGGUCUCUUGACAGUCAACUGGCAAAUAUUGGUCUUAUUUUCUUUGGUUCAUAUUUUAUAUUUUAAAUUUAGGCUGCUAGGUAGAGCUUUAUAAGAUAUUAAAACCAAGAUAAGACUUUUUUUUUUUGUUGUUGAAUUUUGCAGAAUAAUAACACAUAGUUGUCCGGGGGUCACGUGACAUGCCUGUCGGAAGAAUAUCUCCGGCACCUAUUGUCCGGUCGCCAUACGAGUAGACACUGCCUAUUUAUUAAGCAUUGUGCUUUUGAUUUUUUUUAUCACUUUUUGGUAUAGAAUUGAGUAAUAAAUAAACUAUAAAUUUGCCUACCGGUACCCUAAUGAAAUAUGUUCAUACUUAUCCAAAAAAAAAAUGAAUAUAUAAAAAAUAAAUGCUGGUUUCAUCUAAAAGUCUUGCUGGAGAUGGCAAUGUUUAUGUUAUGCCUGAUUCUGACUUUAUAUUUUAUUUUUUACUAGAUCGAAAACACCUGGUGGAAAACUUGUUUAUUUGUACCAGAAAAAGUUAGCCAAGACCCCAAUAUGUGGAGAUUACAAGACAAAAUUAAGAGGGGUGAGAUGAAGAAAUUUAAUUAAUGUGUUAAUAGAUUCUGGUGAUUAGUUAAUGAAAUUAGUUUUUUUUUUUUUAAUAAUAGUUUUGAAAAGAAAAUCUUGUAGUCUAGGGCGUAUUUGUUUUUUUAAUCAAAUUUAGCUGUCAUAAAUUUUUUGUUUCUUGGCAAACACUAUACAAUUAUUUAAAUGGUUUGUUUUUAUUUUUUUAGGUAGCAGCUGUAAGACCCCACAAAUUGGCUGCCAUGAGCAAGAGACAGAAAACUGUAAGUCGUGCCUAUGGAGGUUCUAGGUGCCAUAAAGCAGUUAGAGAGAGGUAAUUUUGAUGUUGUGCUGAUCCUUCUCCUUCCUAUACUAUACUGCCUCUAUCUCACACCUAAUAACAAAGUACUUUUAUCCACUUUCUUGCAUACAUUGCAGUAGUAUGCUUCAUACAAGGAAACUGUUGAAAUUCCCACAUAACUGCUGUUCCCUUCUUCUAUGAGAUCCAGGUGUUUUUAAUCUAUGCGACACAUUUCAUUAUGCCAAAGUUUAGUAUCCCUUUCUUAGCGCUUGCAAAGUUUUCAAGUGAUGCCACUUAUAUACAUUUAGUCUUCAGUCCAUCUAAUUACCGUUUUUUUAAUAAAGGGAUAUUGAUGAUCUUUAUGGUUUAUGAAAACAUUUAUUUGUGUGUGCACAUUGGUAGUCAAUGCCAGCAAUAGUUGCAGUUAAGAUGGCAGUAAUUUUUUGACAGGGUACUAUGGUAUAGAAUUUAAUGGUUAAUAUUAUUAUUAGUGUUCUUAUAUACUGUGGUACCCCAGCUGUAAUCACUGCGUUACAUUAACAUAUUGGCAGUAAUAAACAUAUAACAGUUACAUACGUAUAUUUAAUUUUUUUAAAACACAUUAAUCGUUAAUUUCCUUGAUUUCAUACUUAAAUGAACUUGUUCAUUAAAAGAAAUUUUAACGUGUACAUUAACCCCCUACUGUUAUCUCUGUCUUAAUGACUACUUAUGUGGUGUGACAGCCGAAAUACUCAUCCUCUGCUAAAAUAAGUAAUAUUAUAAAUGUGAUGUGAGUCAGAGGUCGUUAAAAAAGGAGGUAAAUCCUAUCAGAUUAGAUUUCCUUCCUAUUCCUAUUGUUAAAUAUUUCAAUUCUUUUGCAUUUUUCAAAAAAAAAAAAUUAAUACAAUGUAUUAAUUAGAUUUUUAUCAAUGUUCUCUGAAACUGAAAUAAUGUUUUCUGUAUUUCAAAAACUUAUUUAGAGGGUAAAGGGUGCCAUUGUGUGUGUGAGUUGAAUAAGGAUAAAGAAAAAAAUUGCACAUUUGUUCAUUUUGCUGAAAUGUCAAGGUCAUAUUCAUUUCACAUACUGAUACCGGUAGCUCAAAAUUCCAACAUUCUUACCAUAUGAUUCUUUGUCCAAUUUACUAUCAGAAAAUCUAUACCAACAUGGGCCUGCAUAUUUUUGUGAUACAUAUCCUAGUUACUGGUAUGGUACUAAAAAAAAUAAAGAGAUAAGUAUAAAACCAAACCGAUGUGGUUUGUUCAGAGACUGAGAAAGCUGCUUUGUGACAUUGGAAUACGUUUAACUUCAAAUUUAUUUUUUGUUUUGUCUGCUGAUGAAGGCAUUUAGCUGAAACCACCUUUUAGUCAUUCUUUUUAUUUUGUUCCACCAUUUAUUUUAUUUUCACUGAAUACAGUCCCACAUAUGUUAUUACCUUAGUUGUUGGAUCAAUUGUCGUUUUAUUUUAACAAUGGUAAACAUUUUUUUUUUUUUAAGGAUUAUUCGUGCUUUCUUAAUUGAGGAACAGAAGAUCGUGGCAAGAGUACUCAAGGCACAGGAGGCAACAAAGAAACACUGAGCUACUUUUCAUUAAUAAAUUUAGAAAAUUUAUGAACCCUAUUUUUGUUGUUUGAUUUUAAAUUAAAUAUCUUUUGGAUGUUCACACUUGUAAGAAAAAAAGUUGCCAUCAAUAUUGAUUGCUGAGGUUGAUUGGGCAUUAUUAUACCAGUACCAGUAAUAAUAUUUUAUAAACUCCCUGCAUCUUUUACCUUAAGUAGAAAGGUUAUACCAAUUCAAAACGCUAUGAUACCGUAUACAAAAAGACUAGCUUAAACUUGAAGCAUCUUUAGAUCUGUUCGUACAGUUUGGAAUUGGUCUAUAUAGCUUUCUAAAAUUUUAGUUGCCUCUCCUAAAUAACCCACAAACUUGUACAAUUAUAGACUUAAAAUUUGAAGACCACUAUUUCGGGUACUGGUAAUGUAUAGCACAAUGAGUAAAUGGAUUAAAAUGUAAAUCAAUGUGUACCAAACUUUGGUACUGGUGCCUUACUUGUAUAAAACUCACACAAAGCACUUCAUAUUUCAUUUUCAUCUCCACCAAUCGCAUCGGUAUAGUAGGGAAAAUAAAAUAUGAAUGGCCUUGAUGCACACAUUCAAGCAUGGGCCCACAAGGGCAGCAAAUUGCCUCCCUCCCCCAGAUUUUGCUAACUUUUUUUCAAAAUAACUUUACAAAAAAGUCUUUUUACUGCUUACGGUAGUCUAAACAUAAUCAGUACCGGGUACGUAACUGUACUGAAAUAGGAUUUAAAUUUUUGAAAUCUGCAAUUUUAAAAUAAUAACGGUCCACUUGUGGCAGUUUAGUUGUUUUGUUUUGUGAAAGGGAGUACUUUGUCUAUAUUUUUUGCCUUUAUUAUGAAUAAUUUUCAACAUGUUCACUGGUCUACAAUCACAAAGGUGCUAAUGUACAGAGAACGUACCUGCACUUUGUUGUAAUAGCGUUUUUUGAGAUUUUUCAACCCAAGGAGUAAGAAUGGGGUGACUGCCCUUUAUAAAUCAAAGUUAGUACUGUACCGUACAAGUAGAAUUUAUAAUCGCAAAAAAAUAAGUCAUUUUCUUUUCUAUGCUGCAUUUAAUGUUUGAUCAUAUUUUAUUGUAAUGAAAUUUUGGGAAUAUAAAAUAAUAACACUAGUCCACAUCAAACAAAAUUCUUGAUCUUUUCUUAAGAGACAGACCUCUGUCAUAGAUUUGGUAUUUAUUACGAAUUUACACAACUUAUCUAAUGAUAGCUCUUAUUUGAAUUGGUCAUACUAGUAGUAGAUUGUAAAUAUAAUGUUCUUCAUAUUAUCUCGACUUAAAUUUAUAUCUUUGUUACACAACAUCCUACACUUAUUUUAAUCCAUUUACCAAGUCAUCACGAAGUGUUAUCCUUGAAUUUGAAUCGUUCCAGAGACACAUUUGAUUUAGUUAAAUUUAGGAUUAGGAUGGGCGGGAAUGACGAGCAGAUCAGACACGUUUGAUUUAACUAAGGCUGCUUAAUGAAUGGUACCCGGUAUGUUAAAGUAAAGCAGUAUAUACUUUUCUUCUUAAAGUUUUUAUAUACAAGUACCGGUAAAAUAUUUUUUAAAUGGGAAAACAAGAUUCAUGUAAGUUUUGGGCACAUUUUACAUCAGCUCUCCCACUGGCUACGUUAGAGAACUGGGUGUGUAACAUAUUCACAUCGGGUACGCCAGUGGUUCCUACUACAGUAUUUCGAUUCCCGGCGCCCUUGCCAAAUUUAGGUUUUCACAAAGGCGCCUUUUGUUACAAUCUAACAAAUACACUUUGAAAUAUAGCGAUUUCAUCAAAAGAGUUUUUAAAAAUAAUAUAAUAUAAUGGCGUGUAAAAAUACAAUUAAAAAGUAUGAAGUGCCGAAUUUCACUAUGGUAGCCUAUAGGUUAUGUGUCUUAGUGCUCGAAAUAAUAAACUACUU